AUGGAGAAAGAUGCGCAGGCCGCUGAAGCUCUAGCUGCAACCUCAACCGGCAAGGCCGCGCUGGACUAUGCAAUUCAGGCAGCCGAGCUCUAUAUGCGAGCUGCGAGCGUUACUUCUAGCAAGCAGGAUGCUGCUCGCUUUCGCCAGAGAUGCAAAGCGCUCAUCGCGAAGGCGGAAAAGCUCAAAACGCAGCUUCCCAAAGCGCCACCCGAACGCAAUGGAUCCGACAUCUUGCGCCAAUCGUCGCUUUUGCAUGGAAAUGAGUUCCCGCCAUGGGAUGAAGACCCGUCCGAUGCUGAGUUCCAGCACAAAUCGGGACAGCAGCUGUUCACCGACGAGACACGAUUCAGCCUGUCGCCAAUCCAAACUGAGAAUUUUGCAUCAUGGCAGAGGCCACAGGAUUUACACGAUUUACCUGUUAAUAGCGACCUGGAAGCCCUCAUGAGACCCUCCCAGAGUUGUAACUUGGUUCAAGACGUAACUACAGACUGCUCUGUUGUGGCUAGCCUUUCAGCGGCAAUUGAUAUGCUGACGGGCCCGCAUUCGGUGCUCUCUUCCAUCAUUUACCCAUUCGACCAUGAUAACGGCCACCCCAAGAUAUCGGCCUCUGGAAAAUAUGUAUUUCGCAUGAAUUUCAACGGUUGCUGGAGACGUGUUGAGAUAGAUGACCGACUGCCCGCCUCGAGAACCGAUAGGACCCUGUUCGUGGUGGAUAGACGAAAUCCCCGACUCAUCUGGCCAGCGCUCCUGGAAAAGGCCUAUCUCAAAGUACGUGGCGGCUACGACUUCCCAGGUAGCAACUCUGGCACCGAUCUUUGGGUACUUACAGGCUGGAUCCCCGAACAACUAUUUCUCCAAAGAGAAGACUUCGAUUUGAGCACAGCUUGGAGGAGGAUCAAGGCUGCCCAUGAGACACAGGACGUGGUAGUCACUCUUGGAACCGGUCGCAUAUCUGCGGAGGAGGAAGAAGUCAUGGGUUUAGUUGGAGAGCAUGAUUAUGCCGUUCUCGAUAUGGACUGCUCUAACGGUACACGAAAACUACUGAUUAAGAACCCGUGGUGCAACGGACCCGUGUGGACGGGCGCGGGCUGGUCCACGCCGCAAAAGUCCCCGAGGGCCGAGAUUGGCCAGGACGGAGGCAAAUCUAGCCACAAACCGGAGUUAUCCUCUUCCGGCACACUAUGGGUUGCAUUCGAGGACGUGGCACAACAUUUCGAAUCCAUGUACUUGAAUUGGAAUCCGAAGCUUUUCCCGCAUCGUCAAGAUCGACACUUCAACUGGAGCACACCACCAAAGCACCUCGCCGCAUCGCUGGUUCGCAAUGUACAGCACUCCAUUACUUCCCUCAGAGGUGGCCUUGUCUGGAUGCUAGUCAGCCGCCACUUUGUCGACCAAGAGCUGGUCAUGAUGCGGCAUCGCCGGGGCUCCAUGGCCGCGGUUGCCGAGCAGCUUGGGUACAUGAGCAUUCUCAUCUUCGAAACUAACGGCAAAAGAGUACAGACUAGUGAGGACCAGCUAUAUCGCGGGCCCUACGUCGACUCACCACAGACUCUGGCCCGAUUAGAGACAGAGCCGGGCAAACGAUACACCAUUGUCCUGGAUCAACAGGAACUGCCGCUAAAGAGCUACAACUUCACCCUCACCGUCUUCUCUGAGCUUCCCGUUGAAUUACGUGAGGCGCAAGAAGAAAUGUCACAUUUUCAAGAAGUUGAGGGCACAUGGACUCGACGUACAGCAGGAGGCAACUCAUCUCUCUCCACCUACUUCAUCAACCCUCAGUAUAAAAUCUCUACGACACAAAUUGGGCCCAUAUCCAUUCUACUCAUGACGGGCGACCAAGACGUACACGUUCACGUCGACCUCGUCUGGGCAUCCGGUAAGCGAGUGACGUCUAUUCGCGUCAAGGAUCUAGUGGGAACAUCCGGAGAGUAUAGACAAGGAUGCGCCGUUGCCAACAUAGCCAAACUUGAUCCCGGCAUCUAUACCUUGGUUUGCUCAACUUUUGAAGCGAAUCAGACUGCAAACUUUGCCCUCAGAGUAUCGUCCACCUCGGACGUUGAACUAGAGUCCAUCCCGGCCGAUGCAGCUGGUCGUCUGCGCAAAUCCCUCACACCGCUAGUGCUCACCGAACGAGAGGAGCGGAUGCGUGCCCAAAUCCGGGUUUCCUGGCUCACCCGAGGCAGCGUCUGCAUUCGAAGCGUCGGUCCCAAGAACGCCAAAGACGAGGUCAUACGACAGCCGUCCUCGCUCAUGAUCCGAGUCUAUCUCGCGCACGGCUGGGGUCCCGAGCAGCUCGUCAUUGCUGAGUCGGGUGAUGGCGAUUUUGUCGAGUCCACAGCUGCACUACGAACGCCAGAAUUUGACCUUGAGCCGGAGCGGACACACUCGGGACAGAUGUGGCUUGUUGUUGAGACGAUUGGAGUUCAGAACACCUCUACAUCCCUUGAAAUGGAUGUUUUCAGCGACUCACCCGUUCAAGUUGGUUCAUGGCAGAGCUGGUGA
This is a messenger RNA of Beauveria bassiana ARSEF 2860, 2502 nucleotides long. RefSeq names its product PALB protein. Gene Ontology annotation, molecular function: calcium-dependent cysteine-type endopeptidase activity. Bases 1 to 2502 code for a protein of 833 amino acids. The record is from RefSeq and is a predicted model, not a curated record. Lineage: Eukaryota; Fungi; Ascomycota; Sordariomycetes; Hypocreales; Cordycipitaceae. Gene Ontology annotation, biological process: proteolysis. The transcript is spliced from 4 exons.